Linum tenue is the source of this 222-nucleotide messenger RNA. The record is from the annotation of a GenBank genome assembly. Lineage: Eukaryota; Viridiplantae; Streptophyta; Magnoliopsida; Malpighiales; Linaceae.
AUGGCUUUGGUGGAGAAGGGGUUGGGACAAGUGGCGGCAAAGGUGAACCGAGCGCUGGAUGGGAAGGCGGGGGAGGAGCUGAUUGAAGCGCUGGAGACUUGGAUCGAGAACCCCCAUAUCUCGGUGAUGGGGGUGGCGACAAAGGGAAUGUUGUGGUUGGGUAGCUCGCCGAGGUACGACUUUUACGGGAAUUUAUGGUCGCUGUAUCCAACCCAAAAUUAG